CGCGGUGGCGCGGGGUGGGGGGCGCGGAGUGGAGGAGGCGGAGGAGGCGGCGGCGAGAAGAUGGCGACUUCGAACAAUCCGCGGAAAUUCAGCGAAAAGAUCGCGCUGCACAACCAGAAGCAGGCGGAGGAGACGGCGGCCUUCGAGGAGGUCAUGAAGGACCUGAGCCUGACGCGGGCCGCGCGGCUCCAGCUUCAGAAGACCCAGUACCUGCAGCUGGGACCCAGCCGCGGCCAGUACUACGGUGGCUCGCUGCCCAACGUCAACCAGAUCGGAAGCGGCGCCGCCGACCUGCCCUUCCAGCCCGGCGGAUUUCUGGGGGACGCCCUGGCAGCGGCUCCAGUUUCUCUGACCCCGUUCCAGUCCUCAGGCCUGGACACCAGCCGCACCACCCGGCACCACGGGCUGGUGGACAGAGUGUACCGGGAGCGCGGCCGGCUCGGCUCCCCACACCGCAGGCCCCUGUCCGUGGACAAGCAUGGGAGACAGACUGACAGCUGUCCCUAUGGCACCGUGUACCUGUCACCUCCUGCCGACACCAGCUGGAGAAGGACCAAUUCAGACUCGGCCCUGCACCAGAGCACGAUGACGCCUACGCAGCCGGAGCCCUUCACCGGGGGCUCCCAGGACGCGCACCAGAAGAGAGUGUUACUGCUGACCGUCCCCGGGAUGGAGGAGACGGCGGCGGAUUCGGACAAGAGCCUUUCCAAACAGGCGUGGGACGGCAAGAAGGCAGGGACCCGGCCCAAGUCCUGCGAGGUCCCCGGAAUCAACAUCUUCCCGUCUGCUGAGCAGGAGAACACCGGCACCCUGACGCCUGCCCCUUACAACACGGGGGGCUCCCUGCCCGACCUGACCAACAUCCACUUCCCCUCGCCCCUGCCCACCCCUCUGGACCCCGAGGAGCCCAGUUUCCCGGCGCUCAGCAGCUCUGGCAGCACCGGCAACCUGGCGGCCACCCUGACACACCUGGGCAUCGGCGGCGCCCAGGGGCUUGGUACCCCCAGCACGUCACCGCAGCAUGGCCCAGCUGGCGUCACCCCGCUGUCCCUGAGUGCCGAGGUCCGGCGACCACCAGCCCAGCCUGUGUCUCCCAGCCUGUCCCCACUGUCGCCCAUAACGCAGGCCGUGGCCAGGGACGCGCUGAGCCUGGAGCAGCGGCUGCCCUACACCUUCUUCGCCCAGGCGGGCUCCCCGCCGCCGCAGCCGCAGCCUCCGCCGCCUGCCGCGCAGCCGCCCCCGCCCCCACCCCCGCCCCCGCCGCCCCCACCCCAGGUGCCCGGCGCGGCACCCCCGGGUGGCCCCCUGAUGCCCAGCGCCAGCCUGACCCGGGGCCCGCCGCUGCCCCCGCUCGUGGUCACAGUCCCGCCCUCUCUCCCCCAGUCGUCCCCAGAGAACCCCGGCCAGCCGCCGCUGGGCAUCGACCUCGCCUCGGCGCCCGCUCUGCAGCAGUACCGCACGAACGCUGGCUCCCCAGCCAACCAGUCCCCCACUUCGCCCGUCUCCAAUCAAGGCUUCUCCCCCGGGAGCUCCCCGCAACACACCUCGGCACUGGCUGGCGUGUUCGCUGAUGCCUACUACGAACAGCAGCUGGCGGCCCGGCAAGCCAACGCCCUGUCCCACCAGCUGGAGCAGUUCAACAUGGUGGAGAGCGCCAUGGGCCCCAGCGGCCUCUAUGGCGCCAGCCCAGCCCUCGGCUACUCGCAGGCGGCGAUGAUGGGGUUGGCGGGCAGCCACGGGAACCUGCCCGAUGCCCCGCAGCUCGGCUACCCGGGUCCCGGCGGGAUCCCCAACAUCAUUCUCACAGUGACUGGCGAGUCCCCGCCCAGCCCAUCCAAAGAACUGGGCAGCUCGCUGGCGGGGCUGGGAGACGUGGGCUUUGAGGCCGAUAGCCACUUCCCGCUGGACGAGCUCAAGAUCGACCCCCUGACCCUGGACGGACUGCACAUGCUCAAUGACCCCGACAUGGUCCUGGCCGAUCCGGCCACCGAGGACACCUUCCGGAUGGACCGGCUGUGAGCACAGCCCGUUCCCUGCGCUCCCGCACCGCUGGGCGGCUCUGCCCCGCACCGCACCGCACGGGCUGCGCCUGUGCCCCCGCGCUUGCCUUGCCGUCCCCGCGGACCCUCCCCGGGACCCUCCUCGCGCCAGGCCCCGACGGCUACAGGCCUGGGGGGACAACCACCGACUGUUGCCAGCCGUCACUGCCGUCCCCGCCCAGCGCCCCAUCCACGGCCACGUGGGGCCCAGCUCGCG
Molecule: messenger RNA, 2256 nt
Organism: Sorex fumeus (smoky shrew)
Lineage: Eukaryota; Metazoa; Chordata; Mammalia; Eulipotyphla; Soricidae
Gene: CRTC1
Product: CREB regulated transcription coactivator 1
Exons: 15
Coding region: 61-2019 (652 amino acids)
Biological process (GO): protein homotetramerization; positive regulation of transcription by RNA polymerase II
Cellular component (GO): cytoplasm; nucleus
Molecular function (GO): cAMP response element binding protein binding
Source: RefSeq, a predicted model, not a curated record